AUGAACUGCCUCUCGUACCUGAAAAUCAAAGAGACGGAGGAGUUUAAGCAAUUCGCCCUGCGAGAAACCGGAACGACAUCGAGCGAUACGGUGUCGACUUCCAUAUCGAAGGAUAAAAAGACGAUAACGACGGUGACUCGAGUCGUGCCUCAGCUGGAUUUACCGUGGAUGAUUCGUAAAACCGUUUUGAAAGGCCAAGCGGUGGAGUUUUUAGACAGCAGACAGUUUGAAGGAGGAGGGGCUUCAAGGCGAGCGCCGUUUACGCAAAAGUUUCAAAGUCUGAACAACAUAUCCACGGCGGCGGAAGUUUUGGGGGAAGUGACGUUCGCGAGACAUCCGGAGUUUCCCGAGGAGAAAACGACGGUGAUUGUGGAAGGGUUAGCGGCGGUGAGUAUUCCCGGAAUGGGGAAGCAGAUUGAGAAGAUAAUAGUGCAAAAUUUGGAAAAGACGUACCAGUCGUUGCCAAAGUUAAUAGACGGAUGGAACCUCAUGGGUAUGGCAGAGGAAGAGUUGACGUACUUUCCGGAGCCGGAGGAGAUUGCGGUGGAAGAGGAGGAGGAAGACGAAGAAGAUUCUUCUAAGACGGAAUCUGCGGCGAUGGGCGGCGGCGUUUCGAUUGAAGCGGCGGCGACGAAAGCGGCGAGGGAUAUCGAAGCCGCCGCCUCGUUUAGGAAAGACGGUAGUAUAAUAACUUCCCCGCGUCGCGCCGCUCAACGAGCUGCAGCGCUGCGAGAACUCGCCUCAAAACGGAACAAUGGCCGUGCCAGGCGGUGGGUAUCACUUUCAAGCAGCACGACGCGGAAAGGAGGCGGAAUCUUAUCGCCUUGGAUUUCUCCGUGGAGUUCGCCGUCGAAAGGAAAGAAAUCGUUAUUUGAGGCGCGAGAACGGUUGUUGGCGAGGAAUAAGAAACGUAGGAGGAAAGGGUUGUUUUAUUAUUGCGGCGGAGCGGCGUUUGCACCGGUGGUCAUUUUUCUUUUGAUUGUCAUGUGCACGUGGUUCGCACUCCUCGUUGGAUUUUUACCGGAAGUUCCCGAUUUAACCGAGCGGUCUGGACUGAGCAUAGCUUCCGUGCACGACGAAAGUAAUAGUAUAAGUAACGAAGUAGUCAUCGAAGAUGCCAAAUGGCUCGGUAAACGGAGAAGAAAAAACAAGCACGAAAACGACGACGACGAAUAUAAAAUAAGCGAGACUAGUAGCGGUGGUGGUAGGAGUAGUAGGAGUAGUAAUGGUGGUAGCGGUAGAACUAGAAGCAAUAGCGAUAACGCGAACAAAAACGAGUGCGCGGAUUCGAAUCCUUCAUGCGCGAUGUGGGCGUGCGACGGCGAGUGCGACGCGAAUCCGUCCUUUAUGUCCCAAUCGUGUCCUUGCGCGUGCGAAGGCAUGACCAAGAUGAAGAUAAACAAUCCCGAAACGUUAGAUUUCGACGACGACGAGUUUCAGUUACACGUUGAAUGGUACGACGAAAAGAGCAGCGAGCGUCGGCGCGGAUCGAUUCGGAUCACACUGGAUGCCAAAAACGCGCCAAAAUCUUCCGAACUCGUUCGAGAAACCAUACGAACCGGCGCGUGCGCGAGACAUUCAUUUUGUGGCGCAUCCAAGUGUCAGUUUAAUCGCGUGGAGAACGCCUAUGGGCUCGUACAAGGCAAGUUCGCCGGUAUAGGCAAACUUGGCGGGAAUUUCGGCAAGCGCGCGGAAGGCGCGUCGGAUUCGUUCUCGUGGGAUCGCGGCGUUUUUGGUAGCAUACCUGGAGGGGGAGACGAUUUCUUAAUCGCGACGAAGAAUCAUAAAGAAUGGGACACUGGGUUCACGCCGAUAGACGGAAGAGUUUGUUCAUCCGACGUAUAA
Messenger RNA from Bathycoccus prasinos, 1845 nucleotides. RefSeq lists its product with no specific name. The record is from RefSeq and is a predicted model, not a curated record. NCBI's taxonomy places the organism in Eukaryota, Viridiplantae, Chlorophyta, Mamiellophyceae, Mamiellales, Bathycoccaceae. The transcript has 2 exons. The coding region runs from base 1 to 1845 and encodes 614 amino acids.